Molecule: messenger RNA, 2856 nt
Organism: Sphaeramia orbicularis (orbiculate cardinalfish)
Lineage: Eukaryota; Metazoa; Chordata; Actinopteri; Kurtiformes; Apogonidae
Product: heterogeneous nuclear ribonucleoprotein L-like
Biological process (GO): mRNA processing
Cellular component (GO): nucleus
Molecular function (GO): RNA binding
Source: RefSeq, a predicted model, not a curated record
CCACAUGAAAAAUCACUGGUGUAGGACGACGAUACAGCCAGGCAGACAGCGAGAGGACUUUCAGAGGCAGACACGCAGAAAUACGGAGGCUGGGACACCCGGAGAGACAGAACAGGACAGGACAGCCGCAGCCAUGGACGCGUCCGUUUGACCAGCUCCACACUCAUUUCCGAUCUUUAACAGGUCCAUCCAGCAUGUCGAAGGUAGACGGAGCCGGUCAGCCGGAGGAAGGGGAGUACGGAAGGGCUGCGAAGCGGCUGAAGACGGAGGAGAGGGAGAGGGAGGCGGAGGCGGAGGACAGGGAGGAGGGGGAAGAGGAGCUGGAGGAAGGGGAGGACUCGGACUCUGGGUCGCUGCCCGGUAAUGGAGAGCCAGCAGUGGACAACCGGGCCCGGUGGAGUGGCAGCCAAUACGGAGCCGGACGGAGGGAUAAUGGAGAGGACUCCCAUCGUAUAUCCCCCAGUCCUGUGGUCCAUGGGGGUCUGUGUGGGCUGAUGGUGGUGGAAGCCGACCUAAUCGAUGCCCUGGAGAAGUUUGGACCCAUUUGUUAUGUGAUGAUGCUGCCAUUCAAGCGUCAGGCCCUGGUGGAGUUCUCUGCUGUGGAAAGUGCUGACCGCUGUGUUUCUGUGGAGCGAAGGAGUCCAGUGUACAUUGCAGGCCAACAGGCAUAUUUUAAUUACUAAUCCAAGAGAAUCACCAGGCCGACCAACGCUGAUAAUCCCAACAGUGGCAAUAAGGUCUCCUGCUGUCCAUACAGAACCCCCUCUAUCCCCAUCACCACGGAUGUUCUGUACACAGUGUGUAAUCAUGGCAAUGUGCUCAGGAUCGUCAUUUUUAAACGAAAUGGAAUCAGGCGAUGUGUUUCAGGUUUGAAUCCGUUCAGGUGCGCACAGAAGGCCAAAGCUGCUCUGAAUGGAGCUGACAUCUACGCUGGCUGCUGUACUCUCAAGAUUGAAUAUGCACGGCCAACACGUCUGAAUGUGAUUAAGAAUGACAAUGAGAGCUGGGACUACACCACCUACCUGGUCAGACGAGACCGUGGAAAGGGCAGGCAAAGACAAGCCAUUUUAGGAGAACACCCGUCGUCCUACAGCGAUAACGGUUAUGGUCCACCUUGUCCCCUGCUGCCUCUGCCUGGCAACAGCAGGUACAAGCUCACUUCAGUGGAUGUUCCAGACAUGGUGACCUACCCUCUCCCUCAGUCAUCCACCUCUUAUUCUGGCCACGCCCCCAGCUCUGUCGCCAUGGUGAGUGGCCUCCAUCCAUCCAAGAUGAACUGCACCCGUAUCUUCAACCUCUUCUGCCUCUAUGGAAACAUUGAAAAGGUAAAGUUUAUGAAGAGUGUUCCUGGCACAGCUCUGGUUGAGAUGGGAGAUGAGUAUGCAGUGGACAGAGCCAUCACACAUCUGAACAGCAUCAAGGUGUUCGGAAAGAGACUCAAUGUCUGUGUAUCUAAGCAGCAUGCAGUCAUCCCAAGUCAGGUGUUUGAGUUAGAGGACGGCAGCAGUAGCUAUAAGGACUUCGCCAUGACCAGGAACAAUCGCUUCAGCAGUGCAGGACAGGCGUCCAAAAACAUAAUCCAGCCUCCAUCUGCAGUACUGCACUACUACAAUGUUCCUCCGUGCAUCUCACAGGACCAUUUACUGAGGCUGUGUACUGAGCAUGAUGUGCCUGGAUUCGUCAAAUUCAAGAUGUUUGAUGCCAAACCCUCUUCCAAGACUAUCUCUGGCCUGUUAGAGUUCGACAGUAAGACUGAAGCUGUGGAAGUUCUAACUGUUCUCAACCACUAUCAAAUCAGGAUUCCCAAUGGCUCCAAUCCAUACACACUGAAGCUGUGUUUCUCCACCUCAUCUCAUCUGUAAAGACGAGAGAUGAGCAACAGGAAGCCGAGCCUCAUGAUGGCGAACCUCUUCUCUGACCUGAAGAGGGAAAACCAUGACAGACAGAUGGACAAGAGGAAGACGGAAGAACAUAUGUUAUAAGAGAAGGAAAGAAAGCAGUGAAGCUGAGAGCUGGACCCAAACGGAGAGAAAAAGGAAAGAGUUAAAGGAGACAAUAAGCUGUCAACACAAAGUCAUCAUUGGUCUUUUCAGUUACAGCGCAGGGGCUCCUGAAUACCUGACAUACUCCAGUAAUAUGUUUAUAUCGUCAUGUGGGACUACUCAUGUGUCUAUCCCAGAAUUCAUCACUGCAUGGUAACAUUGUAUUUGAGUGCUGACCUUCAGCAGUUUCCCUAUACAGACCCAACAUCAGCACCUUAAACAGCUGUUCCAGUUCAUACGUACGCCAACUCAAAGAAGUUAUUAAUGUUUCAAAGGGACACAAACAGUAUGUUACUUUCAAUUUCUAUUCAGUCUAUUUAGUAAAACUGAACAUGCUUUUAUUACAAUGUCUGUGUUAGAGCUCAGCAAAGCUACAGUAACCUUUAGACAUAAGCUUGGGGAAGGCCUGUGGAUGGAAGAGUCACUCCAACAGAGGAAGAUCCCUGAAGAACUGAUGAGUGAUGAUUGCUGAGGUGUCAAGAUGGUUGUCGUGGAUACGGUACCCAGAGUGAAUCAAUGACCCUGACCUUUCCUUAGCACCAGCAUGAGGCAAGGAUUUUUGAUAAACCAACAUUUUUUUUCCAUUGUAUGAGAUCUAGAAACUAAUGGCCACAAAACCAUCAUAUUUGGGUUGAACAUAUACUGUACAAUUCCCAAAACAGGAGUUAUAAAAAGUAUGAAUGCUUCUGCCUUUCCUUUAGGCCCAUUCAUUAUCUCAAACUUGUCAUCAAAUGAUGCAAAUGCAGCAGUUACAAAACAUUUAACAAAGGGUUUAAAUAUACAUAUAUAUAUGUGUGUGUGUGUGUGUGUGUGU